Scomber japonicus (chub mackerel) is the source of this 1365-nucleotide messenger RNA. Its product is annotated as caspase a-like. The annotation marks the transcript as partial. Gene Ontology annotation, cellular component: protein-containing complex. Gene Ontology annotation, biological process: regulation of apoptotic process; proteolysis. Gene Ontology annotation, molecular function: caspase binding; cysteine-type endopeptidase activity. NCBI's taxonomy places the organism in Eukaryota, Metazoa, Chordata, Actinopteri, Scombriformes, Scombridae. The record is from RefSeq and is a predicted model, not a curated record. The transcript is spliced from 11 exons.
UUUUUUCUUUGCUUCAUAGUUCCUCUUUUAGAUAAGGAACUUUCCAAAGUGAGGACCAAGUUUGUGGAGAUGGUGAACAGUGCAGUUAUUAAGCAGCUCCUGGAUGAUCUUUUAGAGGAUGGCAUCAUGAAUGAGGGAGAAGUAGACUCAAUACUUCACAAGAACAGUACCAGGACAGACAGAGCACGUUCCCUCAUUGACACAGUGAAGAGGAAAGGAGAUGAAGCCAGCAAGAGGUUCAUUGAUCAUCUUUAUAAAAGAGAUCCUACACUUCACAAAGACCUGGGUCUGUCCUCUGGUCACCCUGUUCAGUCAGCUGCAGAGUCCCUGACGGACAAGGGAUGGUCAACUACACUCAUCCCAACAACGGAUGAAUUCUGGAGGGAGAAACAGAAUGAUAGAAGAGUUUACACCGUGACCAAAAAUUCCAUCAGACAUCGUGUGGCCUUGCUAAUCACUAACAUAGAGUUUACUGACGAGGUAAUGAACAGAAGAGGAGCAGAGAAAGACGAGGACAACAUGGAGAAACUGCUCACAGCGCUGGGAUACGAGGUGGUGAAAUACACAAACCUCACUGGAAAGGAGAUUGAAGAAGCUGUAAUUAAGUUCUCCAGGCAUCCAAAACUGAGAGAGACAGACAGCAUGUUUGUGGUUAUCAUGUCUCUAGGGAAAGAGGGAGCUGUCCUCGGUGUCAACUAUAAAAAAGGCGAUCCGGACAGAGAACAGGACAACUUCCCCAUUGAUAACAUUUACAAACACUUGGACACAGAGCAUUGUCCACAGCUGCUGAACAAACCCAAGAUCAUCAUCAUCCAGGCCGGCAGAGGAGAGAAAGGAGGAGCUGUGCGACAUGCACAACAAGAAAAAGACUUCAUACGUUUUCUUUCUAGCACACCUGGUACCGCCUCAUACAGACAUACAGAGAAUGGGUCUUUUUUUAUCCAGUAUAUUGUUGAUGUUCUGAACACCUUCGCAUGUAAGGAUCACAUUGAGGAACUUUUCGGAAGAGUCAUACACCGCUUUGACGAGGAUUUCCUCUCUCAGACCAAAAAGCAGAUGCCAACCAAAGACAGAUGCACUCUCACUAAGAACUUCUACCUCUUUCCUGAGAGGGAACCAUUACUUCCAGCUGUCCAAGAAUCAUCCAAUCAGGACUCAACAUCUGUUGUGACCCACAGUAACAGCAACAGAGCUGUGAUCUCAACAGUGUCUGAAGUCAAUGAAACACCGGCCCAGGACCAGGAAGCUGCUGAGGCCCUAAAUCCUAGUAAUGAUACUGAGAGGACCCAAACCAACCUGACGACCAACAGUCUACCCAACAUCAGACAUGAGACGGCAGAGCCUGAAAGCAGUACCCUUCUGUGA